Molecule: messenger RNA, 6216 nt
Organism: Octopus sinensis (East Asian common octopus)
Lineage: Eukaryota; Metazoa; Mollusca; Cephalopoda; Octopoda; Octopodidae
Product: MAM and LDL-receptor class A domain-containing protein 2-like
Exons: 36
Coding region: 1-6123 (2040 amino acids)
Biological process (GO): proteolysis
Cellular component (GO): membrane
Molecular function (GO): serine-type endopeptidase activity; protein binding
Source: RefSeq, a predicted model, not a curated record
AUGAGAUCCCUGACCGAUGUGGCGAGCCGGGAGGGCAAACUUGAAUACAGCAGAUGUAACUGCUGUUGUGGAGGAAUGGUAUGCGCGGCAAAAUGGGAUUCCACCUGGGCAAGCCACAGCCCCGCAUCCCCCGUGAAUGAAGGCAAACCUGAAGCCAUGCUUUUGUCGGAAGGAUCGUCUGUCAGAAAGGGGCAGAAGAUGAUGAAGAUAAAGAUAUAUCCUUGUCAGUCCUGUCAUACCUAUCUAAUAUUAUUAAUAUUUGCAGCUUUAACUAUAUCUGGACAUGCUCAAUAUGAUGGAGAUAUUGCCUUGGAUUUCAGUGGCUUAGCUAAAAUUUAUUUUCGUGGUAAAUGGACAGCUAUUUGUGCGUCAAAAGGUUUUACAAUUCAAUCACGAGUGUUGUGUCGGAGUUUUGGUCAAAAAUUUUCAACUUAUUUAUUAGAUAGUUCAAAUUUACCAAUCUCAGUCGGUGAUUUAACAUGCAGAGGUGAUGAAAACUCACUAGCAGCUUGCAAUUAUAAUUUUGGUUCAACUAAGAGUUGUUCAUAUAGCAAGCUUUAUGUUCGGUGCCAGGAAGACUUAACUAAAGCAUUUUGCCCAUUUGAUAACGACAUUUGUGGAAUGGUUAAUGAAGGCACAGCAGCUUAUAAAUGGCAACGUGUUCAUCCCUAUACAUCCAGACUGCCAGGACAAUCAAUACCCAAAAGUGAUCACACGACUGAAAGUUAUAAAGGAAAAUAUAUGCUUGCUUCUGCAACUGGUUUCCCUGGACAAAAAACAACUUUGAGAACAAAACCCACCAGUGGAAAUGUUGGGAGUAUCAGUUUCUACUAUCACAUGUUUGGAAGUGACAUGGGAAGCCUAAAUGUCUAUAUUCAAAGUCAUAAUUCUAGAAAAAAAUCUAUUGGAUCUAUAUCAGGCAAUCAAGGCAUUGGAUGGAAAUAUCUGUGUCUUCCCGUGAAUGAGGGAUAUAGGAAUCAUGAAAUCAUAUUUGAAGCUAUCCAAGGAAAUGGUUUUGACAGUGAUAUUGCCCUUGAUGAUGUCACCUUAUCAGAAAAUAGCUGUUCAAAUCACUGGAAUGCAAGUUGUGAUUUUGAGAGUGGCACUUGUGGUUAUGAUAUUGAAAACAUGAAUGAUAUACGCAGAGGUUGGAGACUUAGCCCAAAUAAUACAAAUGGAAUUUCUUCUCGUUCUGCUAACUACCUGCUAUUUACUUCACGUUACAAUUCAGAGAUAAGACACUCUAUAAAGUCACCUAUGAUUGAUAUUCCAAAUGAAAGGAUGAAACUUGAAUUUCUCUAUUAUAUGCCUGGGACUAAAGCUCAAGAACUACAAGUAAGAUUUGUGGAAGAUGAACUUAAACCAUGGUUUUAUAAAACACCAUAUUUCUGGCAAGAUUCUGGAGACCAUGGAACUGAGUGGCAAUAUGGUUGCAUGGAUUUACCAAGUACACGUGGAAGAAUUGUAUUCACUGGUAUUGCUGAAAAUAGCUAUUCAACCUUGGGUCUUGAUGAUUUAGUUAUUGAUAAAGGCAACUGUCGAACUGGGAUCGCAAAUCAUGUAUGCACGUUUAAUAAUCCACUGCUCUGUCAAUAUGAAAUUAGUUGUAUGAACCCUCAGGAAUAUAUAUGGAGGACGGGGAAGGGAGCAACUCCAUCAAGUGAAACUGGGCCUAGCACUGAUUAUUCAAAAAAAACCAAUGGAUACUAUAUGUAUGCAGAUGCUUCUUAUGGAAAGCCUAAUGCUAGAGCAGAACUGAAAUUUCUAGUUUCUAAUGUCAAAGGGAAAAAUCUGAAGUUUGUAUACAACAUGUUUGGAAGUGAAAUUGGUCAGCUAUAUGUCAUAUUUAACACUAGUAAAUCAUUAGCUAAACUAUCUUCAAGCAAAGAAAUAGUUUGGACAAUGAAAGGAAAUAAAGGAAAAUAUUGGCUCAAAGCAUGUGUACCUAUUACAAAUGACAUAAGUGAAAUCAUAUUUGUAGCUGUAAGAGGAUCUUCAUACAAAGGAGACAUUGCAAUAGACAAUGUGGCAAUUGAAGAAAAAGGAUGCCCUGGUCCUUUUGACUGUGACUUUCAAAGCAAAACAUGCAAAUAUACAGUAUACAAAUAUAGUCUUGCAUGGAGAAUUGUAUCCCAAAAUUCAACUUCAAGCGACACAAACAAAUACUUAUACAUUUAUUCAAGAACAAAUACUGAAAAUGCAAACUUUCAAAUACAGUCACCUCAAGCAGAUGUGAAGGAAAAUUCUAGUGUCACCUUCAAAUACCGAAUGAGAGGAAAUAUGAAAGAGUUUGCACUAAUUACUUAUGACUCUUAUUCACGGAAUGAAUUGUGGUCUUCAAAUUUUAAUGAUAUUAAAAAAUUCACCACAGCAUGUGUAGAUUUCCCAGUUUCAACAAAUUUCGGGCUGAUCUUUCAGAUGACAGCAAAUGUUAAUUCCAGAGGGAACACAUAUGGAUACCUGGAUGACAUAGAAGUCCACAAUGAAACAUGCAAAUUGGGUCUUACAUACCAUUUUUGCAAAUUCAAAGAAGUACAUCUGUGUAAUUUCCAUGUUGAAUGUCCAGAGAAUACCAGAUAUAACUGGAGCCAAGGUUUUUCUUCAGAUUACCGUGAUAUUCCACAUCAUCGUGGCAACCCAUACUAUUACAUGUAUGUUGAUUCUAUAAAUGGCAAACCUGAAGACGUGACACAUCUUUCUUUUCCAAAUGUUGAACCCCCAGCAGACCAUAGUUUAUACUUUGAUUAUUAUCUCCAACAAGGCUCUGGCAAACUUCAGCUUCAUCUUGAAAAUUCAGAGGGAAAGAAACUUGUAUUUGAAGAAUUAGGUGUCAUUCAAUCAGGAUUAUGGAAUUCUGUUUGCGUCAACAUUAAAAAUACCACAAACACUAAUAUUGUAUUUACCGCUACUAGGGGCUAUAAAUUUGGUGCAUUUAUUGGCUUGACGAAUGUAGGCUUCAAACCAGAAGUUUGUGAAGACAGAAAUAUUUCCUGUGGUUUCACAGAAGGCACAUGCCAGUAUGGCAACUUAAAUUACUACUCAAAAUGGGAAAGAAUAAAUUCAAGAAAUGAUACUAACCUAACAGAUGGCUUUUAUAUGAAAACUAGAUUGAACUAUGGUGGAAGCAUGUUGGCAUCUCCAACUGAAAAUAUCACCAACAGCUGUGUACAAAUUAGAUAUAAGAUAACCAACAAAAAUUGCCAGCUGACCAUCUAUAAUGCCUUUAACAACAACACUAAUUUAAGUAUGGUGAGUGAUGAUACAACUCCAUGGGGAAUAGCUCAAGUGUAUAUUCAGCAAGAAAUUACAAAACUUGUUUUCCAGGCAAAACGUGUAAGCUAUGGAGUGUGUGAAGUUUUACUUGAUUAUGUCUACAUCAGAGAAAAUAAUUGUCCACAAUUAGAGUGUCCAGCUGGAACAAGAAAGUGUAAAAAUAAUUAUUGUUAUAGUGAAUCUAAAGUAUGUGACAGAACCAAUGAUUGUAGUGAUGGUAGUGAUGAAAUGAAUUGCAGUUCUUCAAUUUCCUGUCCUUUCAAAUCAAAAUACUAUUGUGGUUAUAAAAUUGUAAAUGGAUGGAAACAUGUAUUAAAUGAAAAUGUGCCACACUUUGCUGUUCCUGGUAGUAUGCUGAUUGUAAGAGCAAAAGGGAAAAUGCUAUCACCCAUAGAAACAUUGACAGAUUCAUGUGUGAAAUUCCAAUAUACUUCAGCUUCUGAUUUAACUGGAAAUUUCUCAGUUAUUUGGAAUCAAUGGAAUGUUACUACUGGAAUUUUACAUCGUCAAACUUGGAGUGAAUUAUAUUUUAAUGACAUGUAUGGAUCUUAUGAAGGACAACUCCAGUUAUCUGCAGGGAAAGGUUUUCUUGAAUUCAUAGCAGAUGUUGGGUCUGCAGGUCUGGCAAUUAAUAAUGUUACAGUUUUUGAAGGAACCUGUCCUGAAUUAAAUUGCUCAACGAAUAGCUUUAAGUGUUUAGACAAUUCAAAAUGUAUCAAUAAAAGAAAUCUAUGUAACAUUUAUUGGAAUUGCAAUGAUGGCAGUGAUGAAAAAAAUUGUUCAAAAUACUUCAGUUGUGAUUUUGAAGAUAUGUAUAUGUGUGGUUUUAAAAGUUUCCCAGAAAAAUAUUGGUUCUUGCAUACAGGCCUUUCUGGUGAAAGACCAAAACUUGAUCAUUCAGAAAGAAGAUUUAGUGGUCAUUAUGUAAUGUCAACUUCCAGUGAAGAUAGCUAUCUAUUUUUCCCUAAAAUAAGUAUUGAAGACACUUCCUGUCUUAACUUUUAUUACACGUUUUUUGGAGAUGGUAACGUAUCAGUUUAUGACAAUGAUACUUUCCUAUUGAGCCUUUCUAAAUUUGAUCCUGAUAUGUGGAGAGGUGUCAAUAUUACACUGCCCAGUGGAAGUCAUAGCAUUAACUUGCUAUACUCAGGUGGAAAUAACAAGAUUGGAGCAGUGGCACUUGACAGUGUUUCAUUAAUCCCAGGAAGAUGUAUACUCAAAGGUUGUGGAAAGGAUUGGUAUCCAUGUAAUAACAACUCUACAUGCUAUCCUUUCAUUGCAAAAUGUGAUGGCAUACAAAAUUGUCCUAAUGGAGAAGAUGAAAAUAAUUGCAAUGGUACAAAACGACCAUAUAGAUUAGUUGGUGGUAGAAGUUUGCUGUCAGGAACAGUGGAAAAGCUUUAUGGUUCAACGUAUUACCCAGUGUGUGCAAAAGUAUAUACUAAUGAUGGGCUAAAAGAUAUCUGCUCUCAAUUUGGUGCCAGCGUCACUGUAACACACCAAUUAUACAGAGCAUAUAUGAGAGGAAGUUACUAUUCUUGUUCUUCUCGAUAUUCUUUUACAUGCUCAAGGUACCGAUGCUCCAGUCGUUGUUCAUGCAACUCGCUGUAUUUGACUUGUUCUGAUACGGUUUGUGAAGAUGGUGAAGUGAAAUGUCCUUCAAUUCGCAAUGGAAGCACACAUAAAGAUGUAUGUAUCCGCCGUGAAAGUUUAUGUGAUGGAGAAAUUGACUGUGAAGGUGGCACCGAUGAAAAGAAUUGCGCUCAAUUUGAAGACCAACAGUGGCAAUGCAGAAAUAAGAAAUACAUCGAAAAAGGUUUACGUUGUGAUGGUACAAAAGAUUGUGAUGAUGGCUCAGAUGAAUUCAAUUGCUUUAAAUACAUAAAUGGAACCAUUCAAAUCUUUUACAAUGGCUCAUAUAAAUAUAUAUGUGAAGAUAAUUUGCGAAAUAACAUUGAAGCAAAUCAAUUAUGUUCCACUGUCGGAAAAGGAUAUGGAAGUUUUGAAAAUCCAGUUUUGGAGGACGGUGUUUUAUUCACACCCAACAACAGUAGCAAUAUGGCACUGAUUCCAGGCUUCAAUGCAAGUUCCUUGCAGCAAUGUAAUGUCACAGUACUGAACUGUAGUGAACAAGGUUGUGGAGCUCGAAAGAUAGAAUUGUUUGAAUCCAACAUAAAGUAUGGGCAUAAUGCUUUGGAAGGUAAAUGGCCAUGGGCUGUGCAAGUUUAUAGGGGUCGCACUUUUGUUUGCACUGGUAUAUUGAUCAGUAAUGAAAUUGUACUUAGUGCAGCUCAUUGUUUCCGUUCAACUUAUUAUUACACUUACUAUAUAAGAGUUGGAACAACAAAGAAGUUCCAAGGAACAAGGUAUAAAGUGGACCGAAUAUUGAAGCAUCCCAAUUAUAUAAAUUACAGAAAAGGUUCUGAUAUUGCAAUACUUUACAUGAGAUCUGGAAUUAAGAUGUCAUCUUAUGUGCAGCCAGUUUGUCUUCCAGAAGGCCCAAUUCCCAGAGACAGAGAUUGCCAUAUUACUGGAUGGGGUAAAAAUGAAAACCUUGAAUUUCCAAAGAUUUUACAAGAGGCAAAGGUCUUUGUGUUAGAUAAUCUUAUCUGCAAAAAACAUUUCUCAUUUUUUAAGAAUACUACAGUUUGUGUUAAUAAUAAGGAAGACACUCAACCAGCCUGCCAUGGUGACAGUGGAGGCCCACUAUUAUGUCGUGAUAUGUAUGGUAAAUGGGUAGCAUAUGGUGUUACAAGCUAUGGCAAGACUUCAUGUGCAGGACGUAAAUCAUCUCCAGCAGUAUAUACUGAUAUCUAUUCAUUUAUGCCAUGGAUUAUCAGAAAUAUAUAAAUUUUAUACAAAAUGUCUCUUAUGUUAAAAAAUUUUUCUGUAUUUCAGUUUUAACUUAGAUCAAGUUCAUUAAAUAUUUGAUAUUUUUGCUUA